Messenger RNA from Pseudozyma flocculosa PF-1, 2352 nucleotides. RefSeq lists its product as uncharacterized. The transcript is spliced from 3 exons. Bases 1 to 2352 code for a protein of 783 amino acids. Gene Ontology annotation, cellular component: nucleus; cytosol. Gene Ontology annotation, molecular function: ATP binding; ATP-dependent protein folding chaperone. NCBI's taxonomy places the organism in Eukaryota, Fungi, Basidiomycota, Ustilaginomycetes, Ustilaginales, Ustilaginaceae. The record is from RefSeq and is a predicted model, not a curated record. Gene Ontology annotation, biological process: protein folding.
AUGUCCAGCGUUGUCGGUAUCGAUAUCGGAAACAUCUCGUCCAAGAUCGGCGUCGCCCGCGCCCGCGGUGUUGAUGUGAUCGCCAACGAGGUCAGCAACCGAAGCACACCAUCACUCGUCUCCUUUGGCCAGAAGGCGCGUGCGCUCGGCGAGGCUGCGGCCACUGCCCAGACGUCCAACUUCAAGAACACUGUCGGCUCGCUCAAGCGUCUCGUUGGACGAACGCUCCAGGAUGCCGAGAUCCAGGAGAUCGAGAAGCAGUUCAUCAAUGCCGAGCUUGUCGACGCCAAGGGCGAGGUCGGUGUCAAGGUUCGCCUGGCCGGCGAGGAGCAGGUCUUCUCGGCCACCCAGCUCAUGGCCAUGUACCUCGGAAAGCUGCGCGACACCACUUCCAAGGAGUUGGGAGGCGCCGGCGUCAGCGAUGUCGUCCUUUCCACGCCGCUCUGGUUCACGGAUGCGCAGAGACGCGCCAUGCUCGAUGCCGCCGAGAUUGCCGGCCUCAACCCGCUCCGCCUCAUGAACGACACCACCGCCACCGCGCUCGGCUACGGCAUCACCAAGACAGACCUUCCCGACUCGGACAACCCGCGCAACGUCGUCUUCUGCGACAUUGGACACUCGUCUUACCAGGUCGCCGUGGUCUCCUUUGUCAAGGGACAGCUCACCGUCAUGGGCACCGCCGCCGACCGUAACUUUGGCGGCCGCGACUUUGACCGCGCACUGCUCCUGCAUUUCGCCGAAGAGUUCAAGGGCAAGUACAAGAUCGACGUCCUCUCCAGCCCAAAGGCGACCUUCCGCCUCGCCGCUGGCUGCGAGCGACUCAAGAAGGUCCUUUCGGCCAACGCCCUCGCCCCCCUCAACGUCGAGAGCAUCAUGGAGGACAUUGACGCCGCCUCCCAGCUCAAGCGCGAGGAGUUUGAGGCUCUGAUCGCACCGCUCCUCGAGCGAGUCACCAAGCCCCUCGAGGCCGCCCUCACCCAGUCGGGUCUCACCAAGGAUCAGAUCCACAGCGUCGAGAUGGUCGGCGGCAGCUCGCGCGUCCCCGCUCUCAAGGAGCGCAUCUCGGCGUGGUUCGGCAAGCCCCUGUCCUUCACCUCGAACCAGGACGAGGCUGUCGCCCGCGGAUGCACCCUCGCCUGCGCCACCCUCUCGCCCGUCUUCAAGGUCCGCGACUUCACCGUCCACGACUCGACCCCUUACUCGAUCAAGGUCACCUGGGACAAGGCGGCCGACGUCCCCGACGAGGACACUGAACUCGUCGUCUUCCAGCCCAACAACCCGAUCCCCUCGACCAAGAUCCUCACCUUCUACCGAAAGGAAAACUUCGACUUGCAGGCAUACUACGCCCAGCCGGAACUGCUGCCGCGCGGCAUCAACCCCUGGCUCGGCAAGUUCAGCAUCAAGGGCGUCAGCCCCGACGCCAAGGGCGACCACAGCAUCGUCAAGGUCAAGGCCAGGCUCAACCUGCACGGCGUGCUCAACUUCGAGAGCGCCUACACGGUUGAGGAGGUGGAGAAGGAAGAGGAGGUCCCCGUCGCCGACCCGCAGGCCAUGGAGACCGAUGGCGAGAACAAGGAAGCCCCCAAGACCGAGAUCCGCAAGGUCAAGAAGCUGCAGCGCAAGGGCGACCUGAGCAUCGUGUCGGGCCUGGUCGGCAAGGACGCCAGCGUCCUCGCCGAGCUCAAGGAGAAGGAGGGCCAGCUCUACUCCAGCGACAAGCUCGUCAUCGACACCGAGGACCGCAAGAACGCGCUCGAGGAGACCAUCUACGACCAGCGCAGCAAGCUCGACGACAAGUACAAGCUGUUUGUCACCGCCGAGGAGAAGGAAAAGUACCUCGCCGCGCUCAACGAGCAGGAGGAGUGGCUUUACACCGAGGAGGGCGAGGAGGCCACCAAGUCGGCCUACGUCGAGCGCCUUGCCGCGCUCAACAAGAUCGGACAGCCGAUCCAGUUCCGACAGAAGGAGAGCGAGGAGCGUCCCAAGGCCGCCUCGCAGCUCCGCGAGGCCCUCAACAGGUAUAUGGAAAUGGUCCAGAGCGGCGACGAGAAGUACGCCCACAUCUCGGACGACGACAAGCAGAAGGUCGUCGAGAAGUGUGCCACCAUCGCCAAGUGGCUCGACGACGGCCUCUACAAGCAGUCCGAGCUGCCCAAGAACGCCGACCCCAAGAUCACGUCGGCCGAGAUGCUCAAGAAGAAGGACGAGGUCAUCUACUUCUGCCACCCCAUCAUGAGCAAGCCCAAGCCGAGAACCGAGACUCCGGUCGAGACGCCCAAGCCGGAGGAGAAGAAGGCCGACGAGGGCGACAAGAAGACCGAGGACGGUCCCGGAGAGAUGGACGUCGACUAG